GGGAGAAUGGGGAGGUCCUCCUCCUCCUCCUCCUCCUCCCUCUCCUCCUCCUCCCUCUCCUACCUAUGGUAGUGGUGGUGGAGCACCGGCCCAUCAUCUUGCAGCACCGUGGAUGCACACAUCGUCGGUUCGCUCUGGUCUCCUUCCUCUACACCUCGCCCUCCUCUCCCUCCUCGCCGGUCGCCUCUCUCUCGGCGCAAGCACGGGCGGCAGCGAGGAGCGUCAGUCCGCCCACCGCCCCCCGCGCCCCGCCGUGCCGGAAGCCGGCACCGCCCUCUGAUCGCGAGCGCUCUUCUGGCGCGCUGCUGGAGGGCCCCUCGGGCCAGCGACAGCGCAAAUGGCGCCGAAAGGCGGCGCCGUCGACCUGUACUCCGCGCUCGAGCUGACGGAGGACGCCGACGAGGCGGCGAUCAAGAACUCCUACCGCAAGCUGGUGCUCAAGUGGCACCCGGACAAGAACCUCACCGACCGGGCAGGGGCGGAGGAACGCAUUCGCCUCAUCAACACCGCGUAUGCCACGCUGAGCAACCCGACCAAGCGCGAGCGCUAUGACCUCCAGCGCUCUGCUGUAGACAAGAGGAGACGUGGCGAAGCACCUUCGAAACCAAAGGUCGCUCCAAAGAUCGCUGUGCCGAAAGAGUUUAUGAUUCAGCCGCUGGAGCACACCGAAAAGUUCGUGAGGUGCCUGGACAGAAAGACGGCGGUGCAGUCUCGGCAAGACGUUCCACAGGUGAGCUUCGACGAGUUUUUUCAAAACGCAAAGUUCUCGCUGUGGUGGCUGCCAGAUGUGAACAACAUGUGCCGCGUACGUACCCUGGGCUCCAAGACGAGAGAAGAUAAGCGCGCCGCCGCUGCCGGCUUGGCUGGCGGACUGAACCUCUCUUUCCGAGUGCGCGCGGACACCGAGUCAGAAGUGCUCCUGGCACCGGCCGGCAAGGGAAAGAAGAGCGCAAAUGUCGAUUUCGUAGCAAAGGAGAGUCCUGUCUACGAGGGCGCAUUCCGAUUUGAGACCGCGUGCCGCCGGGGGCAUUACCUGGCCUUCUUGCCCCCGUCCGACUUGAGGACCGUCCCCUUCCUGGACGAGGUGCCAGGGAGAGUCAUCGAUUUCAUGCUCGUCGACUUCAAGGCAGCACUGAAGUUCAAGGACCUCGACGAGGUCCUGAUGCCCGCGGCGGGGGCUCAGAAGGGCGAGCGCGUGCCCGUCGCGGAGCUCCGCGAGGCCGGGGAGGUGGCGAGGUAUUUCAAGGACGUGCUGAAGAAGGCGGUCUGGGACGCCGAGGACUUCGCCGCGUACUUCGAGGGCCACUGGCAGGACUGGGACUUCCGGGCCGAGGACCAGACCGUCCGCCUGAGGCCCCCGGAGGAGAGGCUCAGCCAGGUGCUCCGCUCCGCCGCCGGCCCCGAGGACCUGGCGCUCGCCCUCGACCGCGCCGGCGAGGAGCUGCACCGCGCGGCGCCGGACGCCCUGGUCUGCGCCGUGCGGCGGCUCGUGCCGGCCUCGGGGCCCGACGAGGAGGAGGCGGCGCCGGUGGCCACGAAGGGCCAGAAGAGGAAGCUGCUGGAGGCGCUGGUCUCCAGCCUGUCCGUCGUGGCCGGGGACAGCUGGCCGAGCAUCUCCCUGAGGCAGCUGUUGGACGUUGCGGAGGCUGUGCCGGCGCUGGCGGGCAAGAGCCCCUCGAUCGAGACGAUCGACCAGCGCUCGUCCGCCGUGCAGCUUCUGCUGGACGCGAUCGUCGCGCGCAUCUCGCGCGGCUGGUCGGACCUGAGGCCCGAGGACCUAUCUCGGCUCGUGCGGUUGCCUGGGAUCGCGGCACACGACACGGCGCUGAAGCAGAGCGCUUCGGCCGCGCUGGAGGCCGCAAGCCAGGAGGAGCUCCUGCAGGUGAUGCGGGGCGCCUCCGCGAAGAGCUGCCUGGGCAUCGCAGGCGUGACGCUCGCCAGCGCGGCUGCCAGCCUGGAAAAGCUGCCCGCAGACGGCGCAGUUGCGCUGUUGUGCUCGCUGGCCGAGGCUGGCGCAGGCGCGAACGAGGUCACGGCGCUCCUGCGUCCCCGCGCCUCUGCCGCAUCUGCUCCGGCGCUGGCAGCGGCUCUGUUGGCCGUCGCCGAGCGGGGCGCGGCCACCGAAGGCCUCGCCGCUGUGGCCGAGUGCCUGUCGAGGAGGCCGCUGGCGGAGCUUGGCCGCGAGACCGUGCUCGGGCUCGCCGCGGCGGCCGCGAAGAACGCGGCGCUCGACGUCAUCUUCAGCGACGUCGCACAGGCGGCGGUGAGCUUCGCCGACCUGAGCGCCGCCGAGCUCGUGCGGCUGCUGCUGGUGGCGGCUAGGGGCAAGGGCCGCCUGCGGCCCGAGGUGGUGCACAGCCUGCUGGAGCGCUCGGGGGCGCUGGUCGCGCACCAGCUGGAGAGCAUCGAGGCGCCGGAGCUGGUGAAGGUGGUGCUGGCGGCCUCGGCGCUGCGCGCGCCCGCCCUCCUCGAGGCCGCGGCCGCCGCCCUGCCCGCCCGCGCCGCCGCGCUGCCCCAGGGCCAGCUCCUCGUCGCGACGCAGGCCCUGGCCCAGGCGCUCGGCCCCGGGCACGCCGCGCUGCGGCGCGUGCUCGAGCACUGGGCGCGGGCGCUCGCCGCCGAGACCGGCCCCGCGCUGGCGGCGCCCGUGCCCGGCGACGGCGGCCGCCUCACCGCCGAGCAGUUGGGGAAGCUGGCGCUGGCGGCGGGCCCGGCGCUGGGCGGCGAGCCGGGCACCCCGGGGAGGCUGCUCGCGGACGCCCUCGGGGCCCGGCUGCUCGCCUCCGCGGCGGCGGUCCCGGAGAGGGCGCGCGCGCUGCUGGAGGGGCAGCUGUCGGCGGAGGGCGCCCUGGCGCAGCUGCCCGGCCGGGCCAAGCUGCUGGCCGCGCUGCGGGGGGCGGACAAGCGCGAGCGCAGCCCGAGCCCGCCGCCCGCCGCCGACGACGGCCGGGGCCACCUGAAGAAGGGCAAGCGGCGGAAGAAGAAGCCGUAGGCGCCUGGGCGGCGCCGUCAGGAUCGCCCAGGAGAAAUGCUGCUGCUGUCUGCUGUUCGCAAGCUUGGC
This is a messenger RNA of Prorocentrum cordatum, 3061 nucleotides long. The record is from the annotation of a GenBank genome assembly. NCBI's taxonomy places the organism in Eukaryota, Dinophyceae, Prorocentrales, Prorocentraceae.